Angiostrongylus costaricensis is the source of this 336-nucleotide messenger RNA. NCBI's taxonomy places the organism in Eukaryota, Metazoa, Nematoda, Chromadorea, Rhabditida, Metastrongylidae. The record is from the annotation of a GenBank genome assembly.
AUGGAGGUGUCGGAUGAGACGGCAGAUGGAUCGGGACCACGACAUCAAGCGGGAGGAUUGGCGGAAGUCACGGAUUGGUCUACUGACCGCUUCGCGACUCUCGUUCCGAAAGAGCGUGAACUGAUGCGGAGCACUGGAAUGCGCAGUUUCGAGUCUAUCAGGGUUUUAGCCAAGGGAACUGAACAGAAGCAUUCUCUCAAGCAAGAGAGUCAUUCUACUGCUUUCAUGUUGAAUGCCUCAGAAAAUAAUCUGCUUACAUUGUUAUUUGGUUAUUCAAUUGCGUUAUGUCCUUCGAUUAUCUCCGUUCGAGAUGCUUCCUACCAGAACUGUUUUUGA